Tarenaya hassleriana is the source of this 1089-nucleotide messenger RNA. RefSeq lists its product as uncharacterized. Bases 1 to 1089 code for a protein of 362 amino acids. Gene Ontology annotation, molecular function: zinc ion binding; nucleic acid binding. The transcript is spliced from 3 exons. The record is from RefSeq and is a predicted model, not a curated record. Lineage: Eukaryota; Viridiplantae; Streptophyta; Magnoliopsida; Brassicales; Cleomaceae.
AUGCCGGAUGGACAUCAGUUCACCUGGGAGGAAUUCAAGGAAGAAUUUGAGAGGAAGUAUUACCGCCGACAGAAUCAAGAACGUCGCCUCUCUGAGUUCUUGAACAUGCAACAAGGGAACAUGACUGUGAGGGAGUAUGAAGCUGAAUUCCUGGAGAAGGCAGAGGAAGCGAAGAAGGAGGAGAGAGCCAGUAGGGCCCACGACCGGAGUCCUCCCAGACGCCACCCCUAUACGCGUCCGUCAGGGAAGACCGGUCAGACUGGCCAGAGUAGCCGAGCACAAGACAAGGGUAAGGCGCCAGUCACCCAGGCACUACCUCCGCCACCUCGUCGAGGACCACCUGUUUGCUAUCGGUGCCAACAGCCAGGACACUAUGCGGCAUAUUGUACGGUGAGAACCGCAGAGCUGCAAGCACAAGUGGCUAGACCACCACCUCCACUGGAGACCUGCGGCUGGGGCUGGAGUGGCCCCGAGGGUUUACGCUCUAGAAGCGGAGCAGGAGAUUCAAGAGGAGGAGGUUCAUAUAGAUGGAGUCGAGGCAGAUGCGAUCGCAUUUUUGUGAGCGCGGACAUAGUGGAGAGAAUCGGUACAGGAAAGGUCGAUCCAAUGAGUAACUUUACAGUGCGUACACCGGCAGGGGAAACCCUUACGGUUCAAGGGGCUUUGUGUGGCGUAUCUCUUGACAUAUGCAGCCGAAAAAUGACAGCAGACCUUAUUGUGGUACCCAUAGGAGUCUAUGACCUCAUACUGGGCAUGGACUGGUUGACGAAAUACCAGGCUUAUAUCGACUGCCCCCAGAGGACGACCUGGUUUCAAGAAGAUUCCGAAGGAUUUGAGUUUAGAGGGAGGGGAGCACCAUCGACGGACCCGAUUAUCUCGGCGCUGAAAGCUGAAAAGAUGAUUAGGAAGGGCAGCGAUGCGUUCCUAGUGGUUAUCACAGUUACUAAGGAACCGGAGAGGAGAUUGGAAGAUACACCCAUUGCUCGGGAAUUUCCAGAUGUAUUUUCGGAUGAUUUACCGGGAAUAUUGCCGAGGAGGGAAGUGGAUUUCAGCAUUGAUGUGCUACCGAGCACAGACAGAAAUGGCUGA